Messenger RNA from Mytilinidion resinicola, 1005 nucleotides. RefSeq names its product NmrA family protein-like protein. The transcript has 2 exons. Lineage: Eukaryota; Fungi; Ascomycota; Dothideomycetes; Mytilinidiales; Mytilinidiaceae. Bases 1 to 1005 code for a protein of 334 amino acids. The record is from RefSeq and is a predicted model, not a curated record.
AUGGACACCCCAAAACCCAUUCUUAUCACUGGCGCAACCGGCAAUCAGGGGUCAGCCGUCAUCGCUGCCCUACACGCUGAAGAUGCUUCACGCUCUGAAAAGAAAUUCCUCCUCUUAGCCGUCACCCGCAACGUCUCCUCCCCCGCUGCCCAGAAACUCGAGCAGAAGUACCCCGGCCUCAAACUCGUCCAAGGCGACCUCAACGCCAUUCCCGAGAUCUUCACCCAAGCCGAGAAAGUCCUCGAGCAAGCCAACCACGGCACCACCAAGAUCUGGGGAGUCUACUCCGUCCAGAUCUCCAUGGGCACGGGCGUGACCUUCGACAGCGAAAUCGCGCAGGGGACGGGCCUCAUCGACGAGAGCAUCACCCGCGGCGUGCAGCACCUCGUCUACAGCUCCGUCGACCGCGGCGGCGACAAGGUCUCCUGGGACGCCGAGACCCCGAUCCCGCAUUUCCAGAGCAAGCACCGCAUCGAGCACCACCUGCGAGACACGGCUGGGGCCAAGGGCGGGAAGAUGAGCUGGACGGUCCUGCGCCCGGUUGCGUUUAUGGAGAAUCUGCUCCCGGGCAUGCCGACGAAGGUCUUCCUGGCGGCGAUGCGCGACACCAUGGGCGAGAAGCCGAACGAGUGGGUCAGCGUGGUUGAUAUUGGGCGGUUCGCGCAGAAGGCAUUCACGGCGCCGACGGACCCGCGGUAUUUCUGCACUGCGAUUGGGAUUGCUGGGGCGAGGUUGACGUUUGCGGAGUUGGAUGCUACGUUUAAGAAGGCUACGGGGAGCGGGGCGCCGGCGACGUAUUGGGUGUUUGGGAGUGUGCUGAUGCGGUUGGUGAAGGAGGUUAAUUUGAUGCUUACGUGGUUUGCGACGGAUGGGUAUGGGGUUGAUGUUGAGGACUUGAAUGGGAAAGAGGGCGUGAUGGACUUUGAGACUUGGCUGAGGGAGAGAAGCGCGUUUGUGGAAAGGGUCCGUGGGGCGGAUACUCGACGACGUUUCAUGGUUAUGUAG